CUACCUAAAGUAGGGCAUGCAAUUGCAGACCUGUCUGGUUUUUGGGAGCAGGACGUUAUUGUUUCCCUGCCGAGUAACUUACAAGAUCUGACGUUACCUAAAAACUCGGUGUUGCACUUGUGAAUGGAACGCCAUCACGAAUCACAAUACCUUUUCUUCCGUCGACAUAUCAGACCUACUCGCCUGAAAUGAGUCCUGAAGAGGUUUUCCAGUUCGCAAAUAGAGCUGUAGGACUCUGCACCGACGCAACUCUUUUCUGUUACGGAGGCGAAGACGCAGUGCUGAAGGAACGAUAUGGAAUAAACCGAGUCGAAGCAUGGGGAAGGCUACUCCAAAGUUUUAAUGAAUGGUAUACCAACAGGCCCCAGGACUUUGAAGCUAUCAUUGAACUUUCAUCGAGGGAUAGCAAGUAUUCCGAAGAUGAAUUUCCAACUUUAAUAUUUACGGAUGGCGCUGCGGUACUAGCCAACCAACUUUAUCAUACGGGUAUGUUACUUCUCCUGCAAAACAAGCCGAAAUUUGCAGAGAGGGCUACGUUGAGUGCUUCAGCAUUGUCCACUCUGUGGCACAUGCACAGGGUGUGCGGAAUUGCGACGAACAACGAUCGAAGGGAAUGUUGGGAUCCAUGUCUUCUUGCGUCUCUAUUUAUGGCCGCUCGCGCAGCGACACACCGGAGUCAGCAUUCAGCAAUAUUCAACACACUAGAACGCGUACAAAGACUUACGGGGUGGGAUGUUACACGCCACACAAGUGCUCUCAAGGAUGAGUGGCAGCUAGCGGAAGGAUGGUGAAGAUUUAUAUCGCAACA
Molecule: messenger RNA, 808 nt
Organism: Lindgomyces ingoldianus
Lineage: Eukaryota; Fungi; Ascomycota; Dothideomycetes; Pleosporales; Lindgomycetaceae
Exons: 2
Coding region: 189-791 (200 amino acids)
Biological process (GO): positive regulation of transcription by RNA polymerase II
Cellular component (GO): nucleus
Molecular function (GO): DNA-binding transcription factor activity; transcription cis-regulatory region binding
Source: RefSeq, a predicted model, not a curated record